Messenger RNA from Austrofundulus limnaeus, 4138 nucleotides. RefSeq names its product E2F transcription factor 3 (gene e2f3). NCBI's taxonomy places the organism in Eukaryota, Metazoa, Chordata, Actinopteri, Cyprinodontiformes, Rivulidae. The record is from RefSeq and is a predicted model, not a curated record. Gene Ontology annotation, molecular function: DNA-binding transcription factor activity, RNA polymerase II-specific; RNA polymerase II cis-regulatory region sequence-specific DNA binding; protein dimerization activity. Gene Ontology annotation, biological process: regulation of transcription by RNA polymerase II. Gene Ontology annotation, cellular component: RNA polymerase II transcription regulator complex. The transcript has 8 exons. Bases 285 to 1628 code for a protein of 447 amino acids.
GUUUCGCGCGAGGGCUGUUGAGCGCGUAAACCGUAUCCCUUCAUUCAUCAGGCCGUUUCCUGAAGCCAUUUCUCGACGGCAGAUACGAGAGUUGCGCUACUUUUAAAUCCGUUGCAUCUGCCUAAAUGCACGUUCUCAAGGAGAAAUACUUUUUAAAAGUCGAUCAUUCAGACAUUCAUCCUCACUUUGGUUCGAGUAUUUUUGUAACCACUGCGGCGGAUUAGCAGCUAAUACGGGCUCGAAAGUUCAGAGACAAGAAAAAGGGGUUACCCCGAGUACGCAAGAUGAGAAGAGGGAUCUCCUCGGCUCCGGACAAAGUGAUUUUAGCAGGCGUCGGCAGCUCCUCUCUGGACAGUAAUAUAAUUUUAACAGCCCUGUCGGAUCGUUUGAACCCUGGUCAAGCGAAUACGACGUAUAUCCAAAUAAUAACCACACCACCGCCUUGCAACCUUACACAGACAUCAAAUGUGUGUUUAUCCGAGCCGCAGGUUAACAACAUUUACACAACUCCACAGCAAGCCGCGGCAAACGGGACAGGACAACGACCCGUUCUGGGAAGACCACCGGCUAAGAGGCGGUUGGCGCUCGAUGAUUCAGACCACCAGUAUCAGUCGGAACCAGCUAAAACUCCAAGAGGCAGAGGAGCGGGAGCGCCAGCAAUUGGGUCACGGCUAAAGACACCCAGAACACCAAAGUCUCCUCCGGAGAAGACCCGAUACGACACGUCGUUGGGCCUGCUGACGAAGAAGUUUGUGGAUCUUCUUGCUCAGUCUUCCGAUGGGGUUUUGGACCUCAACCUCGCAGCUGAAACCUUACAGGUCCAAAAAAGGCGGCUGUAUGACAUCACCAAUGUUCUAGAAGGGAUUCAUCUUAUUAAGAAGAAAUCGAAGAACAACAUUCAGUGGAUGGGCUGCAGUCUGUUGGAGGUGGAGGGAGCACUGAGCCAAAGUCAAAGUCUGACAGCUGAAGUUUCCGCUCUGGGUGAGGAAGAGCAGAGGCUCGAGCAGCUCAUCCAGAGAUGCAGCCUUGAUAUGAGACAUAUGAGCGAGCUGCCAUGCAACCAGAAAUAUGCGUAUAUAUCAUAUCAAGACAUCAAACAAGUGGACAGCCUCAGAGACCAGACUGUUAUCGUCGUCAAAGCACCAGCAGACACCAAACUGGAAGUACCGGACCCUGACGAGAGUUUAUCCAUUCACCUAACCAGCACCAAGGGUCCGAUCGAGGUCCUGCUGUGCCCAGACGAGGAGAACGAGAUGAGUCCUGUGAAAAGUAGAAACACAGACAUCAAUGGGAACUCGCCUUUCCUAAAAGUCAUUCAAGAGUCCAGCUGCACGCCCACCAUACCCACCAUAUCCAGCUCCUUCCUGUCUCCGCCCAGCUCCUCCACCUCCUCGGCCGUCUCCAUCACCACCCUCUCCCCCAUCUCGUCCACUUACACCAGCCUCCUCCAGCAGACAGAGGACCAGAUCCAGUCGUCCCAGGGCCCUUUCUUAAACCUCGUGCCUCCCAUCCUGGACGACGACUACCUUUUAGGUUUGGGAGACGACCAGGGAAUCAGCGAUUUGUUUGACGCUUGUGACUUUGACAAAAUGCCGGCGCUGGGUCUGGACGAGCUGUUGUGCAGCUAGCAUUAGCUGAAAGGGAGCUAGGGAACGAAACACUGAGGGCUUUUUCUGUCCCGCAGAGGUCAAAACUCCAUGUUUCCAUGGUACGAAUGAGAAAAUGGACCGGUCAGUGAAGUCAAACCCCGCCCCCAGCAGAUAGAUUUUUACAGAGGGUAUUUAGAUGUACUUUAAGAGACUGUAACGUUUCUUUACUCUUAACGACAGAAAGUCCAACAAAGACAAAACAACUUGAAGGAGCGCUCCCCUCCACAUCACCUGACAUUAAUAGCCACUUAUUGGUUGACUGGGUGUAGUUUAGGAAAGCAGUACGAUCACUGAAAAUCACAUGUAGAAUGGAGAACCAACCAAGCAAAUUAGAGGGAAACAUGUUGCUGCUUCUGGUUCAGCAAAUAAAAGUUUCAAAUCUAAUUUUAAGUUCUCAGGUGAUCUAGAACAAACCCAAACUGCAUUAAUGCCAAGUGUUGUAGGGAGGAGAUUUUAUUGAUUUAACUUUUUUUUUUACAUAAAAAGAGAUUGAGGGCUCAUAGUGUUGACUGUCCGUAUUAGACCUUUGAUGGGAAACGUUUUAGAAAAGAAAAGAAAAGUGUAGUUUAGGUGAAUGAUAUUGGUGACUGCAGUUAAUCUGGGUGACGCGGUGCCUCGUCGCUCACAUCACAUGAAUGUGGUGUAGACCUGAGCACCAGCCUCGAUUUUAAAAACUGCAUGUUAAACUGUUUUUUAGAGCACCUCUGAAUACCUGAAAUUCUCUUAAACCAGACCGGCGUACCACCGGUCUGUCGUUCAGUGAUGAAGUGGGGACACUGCAGAUUUUAACUGUGCAAUGAUCUGUACAAACAGGCCAUAAAGAAACUCGUCUCUAAUAACUGAUAACUAUGCUGUUUAGCUGCAAACGGAGCCCAGAAAAGCCAUAAUCCCUUGGUAAGAAGGGGUUUAUCAGAAAGCACCUGACACAUUUACACGAGUCACCCCUGUAAAGAAUUUGUAAACUUGUAAAUCACCUGGAGUUGAUGCUUUUUAAUACUUUGUAAAUUUCCAGACUACUUAAAUCUUGCUGCUUUUGAAAGAUGUGGUUAACAUCAUUUGGAGUAGAGUUCUGUGAAACGUUUAUGACCAGAUACCUUGAACAACUUCAGCGUGAAGAAAUUGUUUAUUUCUGACUAGAUUGACAAGCUAAUAAAUAGUCCAAGCAAGGUCAAGUAAAAGUGGAUUGCUCCUUUCUUAAAACUGCUUUAAUCUCCAGAAAUUCAUAGUACCUCAUGUUAUAAAACUCAAUUUUACAAAUCCUUUACACCUCUGUUUAUUUUGCAUUACAUGGUUGUUUCAGCAGAAAUAUUGUGAUAAUCCUGCAGGAAAUGCCCCUGAGUAGCACUUGAAGUGGUACAGACUAGCUGCUACUGCCAUGCGUGCUUGCCAAUAGCCAUAAUAUUCUAUGGAAAUAACCAAGAAAUUCAAAACAAAUUGAAGUGUAAGGGUUUAUAAAAUAACGUUCACAUAAACUACUAUGCAUUUUUCAGGAUUUGAGUUGUAAGAUUUGCGGCAACCUACUCUGGAAGUUAACUGUUUUUCCAAACUGAGGUUGUUAAGACAUUGAUCUGCAACAGGUAAGACGAUAUUUAUUCAUAACCUUGCCACAGAACCCUGCUUCAAAUGGAUUACUUUUACUCUCACCAUAACCAGAGUCCCUCUCAUGCCUUUUCAGCUUGUCUGUUCAAGUUUGACUUUGAAUCAGAUGCUGUCCUCCACCCCCGCACAUUUUUUACUUUAAUCUAUCAGUACUAUAUUCAUUUCUUUAAAAAUAACAAAAUAAAAAUAUAGACGAUAAAAAUACAAAUCACAAAUAAAAUGAAAGGCGGCAGAAAGAAGAAAAAACAUCUUGUAGUAUCUGCGCCUUUUUCCUCCCAAAAUUAAUAUUUUUAAACAAUAGUAAUCCACAAACAAAAUUCAAAGUUUUCAGUUUUAAUGGAUUUUAAUUAUUGCGUAAUGAUAAAACUCACCUAGAGAACAAAAUAUCUGAAAUCGACAAACUUCAGACUAAUAAAUGACAGAAAAUAGUUUUUUUUUUCAACACAGCUGCAUCUUUUUAUGUUAUUGAGUCUAGUUCCAAAGUAGUGAUACAUCCAAAUAAAUAAAUAAAUAAAAAGUAGAAACUGCAAACAUCUUUCAUCGACCACAGGUCAUUUCUCUGCUGCUUGCGUCGACCCCCCACCCCCGACCCCGACCCCAGCUGUUGGUUUGAGUAGACUUGUGUACAGCACGGAUGAUUCGGAUCCAGUUCGCUGAAGGGUUAGCCAGCUUUGUGUAAAUUUGUGUACAGUUUUCUAUUUUUUUUCAAUGCACAAGGUACUGUAGGCUACCUCUCACUAAUUGUUAAUAGUAAUAUAGCAUAGCGGUCAACGCCAUAGAUUGAGUCUUCAGAUUCCCAUUUUUUUGUUAUAGAAAUUGUAUUAUUAGUAGCAGUAUGUUGGAUUUUACAACCGUGAAAUAUAAAAUUGAAGACUCAUAAACUGGUUUUA